This is a messenger RNA of Anopheles stephensi (Asian malaria mosquito), 3410 nucleotides long. Its product is annotated as G protein-activated inward rectifier potassium channel 3-like. Gene Ontology annotation, molecular function: inward rectifier potassium channel activity. Bases 1203 to 2498 code for a protein of 431 amino acids. The transcript has 5 exons. The record is from RefSeq and is a predicted model, not a curated record. Gene Ontology annotation, cellular component: plasma membrane. NCBI's taxonomy places the organism in Eukaryota, Metazoa, Arthropoda, Insecta, Diptera, Culicidae. Gene Ontology annotation, biological process: regulation of monoatomic ion transmembrane transport; potassium ion import across plasma membrane.
GAAUUUAUUGCUGGUUUUGUUGUAGAUCAUGUCUGAUUAGUCGGCAAGUGAUAGCAAAGCAGCGAGGUCCAACGCGAAUGAUACUGCAAAACAAAUGUUCUUGCCGGGAGCUCGGCUUGUAUUGGCGAUGCUCCGUGGUAUCUAGUGAAAUGGGCACCGAUAAGAAAGCCUUCGCUGUGAUGAGUCAGCAUAAGAAUGUAACUUAAAGUUAGGCUUUUUAGUAGCGAAUUGUUCAAUCAAAAUCGCGUUACGUGUUGUCCCUGGCGGAGGGACAAUUAUGUGGGUCAAAAGAGCACUUCAUCUUGGAGAGAUUAAGCUACGAGGGCAUUGGAUUAUGGACAACGGUCCAGAGAACUACCAACAACUGAUAAGAAUCGGCACCACUCAUAGACAAGUGUAAAGGCCCUGUGAGCAAUCACAUUUUGGAUAUCACUGCCCGCAAUGAACAUCCGUUUACCGAUAAACAGAUCUUUUUUAUCGUAAUCGAUUGAAGUUUUUAUCGUUGAUUAGCGUUUGGGCAUUCGCAAUAUGUUUGUUCGUUCGUUUGUUUGUUUGUUUAUGUUUUGAAAUGGAAAAUGGUGCAGCACUAUACAUCUAUCUGUCCGGUUCUGUCCAGCUGGGGACAUGGGACUCGCUGAAUGGAGCUCAACGUCACUGUUUGUGGUUGUGUUGUGCCCUUUCCUGCUCGCAUCACUACUGAUACCACACCACGAUGACGUACGACUUUACAUUUGCGAAACGAACACGACGACGAUGAUGACGAACGACCGCUAGACAGCCUCGAGUUCGAUCGAGUGUUAGUAGCCGGUAGUGCACUGGUAGUGGUGGCGGCAAUCGAUCGUACCAAACAACCGAGCGCGUUCACGCUGCAGUAGAACGAAAGUGCCCCGCACGAGAUUAGUCUUGAACGCACGUUUGGUGCGAUUAAAUCGAUUCGCGGACGGUUCUGCUAGACCGGCGCCCAGACGUUUCCAAAGGAAGUGGUCGUCGACAGUGACCGUGUGUGUGUGUGUGCGCGCGCGCGUGCAGGAGGCUUGCUGCUGUGUUUACUACCGUGGAAGUAAGAAAUGCCUUCUGUAACAACGACCUUCUGCAACAUCUGAUCGUACCACUACUACUACUACUACUGCUACUGGUGUAAUAUCGCUCAAUACAUCAAGGACAGUCGGGCACACGUACAACAGGACGAGAACGCCACAGCGAUGAGCUUCGGACAGCGCAAAAACUUUACCGUCCCGGUGGACGCAGAAUCGCCGGAAGCGCGAGACGAUGCCAAGUUGCUCCCGUUGGGACCGUUCGAUAAGAUACCGCCGAUCAUUAUCGAUGGACAGGAUCCGCCGAAAACACCCAUCACACCGACCACCCCGAUCAUCUACUGUCCCCAGUCUCCAUCGGUCGGCAGCAAGAGGAGCCGAGCGUUACGGCCGGGAACGACACGAAAGUACCGGAGACGGGCGAUUUUGAAGAAUGGCGACUGUAACAUUGUGCUCUCGAAGGUGUCCCGGCAGCGGUUGCGCUUUCUGCAAGACAUUUUCACCACGCUGGUCGAUGCUCAGUGGCGCUGGACGUUGCUCGUGUUUGCGUUCAGCUUCAUCGGAUCGUGGCUAUUUUUCGGAGCAAUCUGGUGGCUGAUCGCGUUCACGCACGGUGAUCUGGAGGAGAUGCAUCUACCGAAGAAUCAAGAGGAGUCUGGCUGGAAGCCUUGUGUGUUCAACAUCGAGUCCUACACGUCCGCGUUCCUGUUUUCGAUCGAGACGCAAACCACCAUCGGAUACGGUUUUCGGACAACGACGGAGGAAUGUCCGGAAGCGAUCUUCAUCAUGUGCUUCCAGUCGAUCUACGGCGUUAUGAUGCAGGCGUUCAUGGUGGGCUUUGUGUUCGCGAAGAUGACUCGCCCGAAGCAUCGAACACAGACUCUGCUCUUCUCGAAGCAUGCCGUCGUUUGCCAGCGCGAUGGUGAGCUGUGCCUGAUGUUCCGGGUUGGAGACAUGCGCAAGAGUCACAUUAUCGGUGCGAACAUACGGGCCCAGCUGAUUCGUACCAAGUUGUCCCGCGAGGGCGAAGUGAUGGCACAGUAUCAGCACGAGCUGGAAGUCGGGGCGGACAAUUGCGGUUCGGAUCUGUUCUUCAUCUGGCCCCAGAUAGUGACGCACAGGAUUGGUGCAGAAUCUCCAUUUUUCAACAUGUCCGCGUCGGAUCUGCUGCAGGAUCGGUUCGAGAUCGUGGUCAUCCUGGAGGGUACGGUAGAGUCGACCGGGCAAUCGACCCAGGCCCGCUCGAGCUACGUCAACACGGAGAUUCUGUGGGGCCAUCGGUUCGAGCCGAUCGUGUUUUACAAUAAGGAAAACCAGGUGUACGAGAUCAAUUACAGCAAGUUUAACGAGACGCACUCCGUCGAUACGCCGCUCUGCUCGGCUCGCGAGCUGGCCGAGUUCUACAAGUACCAGGACGAUUACCGCAACCAAGCCGAAGAUCAUCAUCUUCAAACGCCAGCGUAGAGUUUGUUAUCGUUUGCUACCUGUUGUUGCGUAUGUUGUGUGCUGUACCGUGCGGGUUUGUUUAGUUUUGCGCUUGCGCUGCGUAGUUGUACGAAUUGGCCUCGUUUUUCGGAAAGGUCCUGCUUUUGUGCUUUUGUUGUGCGAUCAUCGAUCAUGCGCCUGUAUGAAUCUCAUCCCCUCUCCAUCUCAUUUAACGCUCGCUCGUACUGUAUCGCUACUGUAAGUUAUCCUUUGGAACUGCUCGAAAAUGUGUCCCGAGUCUGGAGUGUGAUGAUAAUGCGAGUUUCUGUUCCACUUCCGCAACAGAUCAACUCGACACGGUUUCCUCGAAAUCGAUGUUCGAACGACGCUGGCACCAACACUACACCAACACCGUGCGAACGCUCAGUUCGAUCUGCCUGGAAGACGAACGAUCGUCGCUGGGCGUUCAGCCGCGCUACCUGACAAUCCAGGGUGUCCCGCGACGACCCCGGUCCUACCACCAGCUGGAGAGCAAUCUGCGCAAUCUCUUCAAUCCACCUUCGGUCCUAGUUUCGCCCUCAUCGACCAGCUCCCUCCGUGUAGACAGUCCGUAGCUCGGACGCCCACGCCUAGUCCCGUUCGACGCCCGACCGACCAAACGAUUCGGCAUAGUUACCAGCUGGCUUGCUUUUAGUUGUGUAGUGAUUAGGUUAACACACUCGCUAGGAUCCACUUUUUUUACGAUGGUUGCAUCCUAUGAAUCUGACCGUAACCGUAUCUGCUGCUAUUUAUGAUAAUCUUAGGCCGCGUAACGAUACUCCCUCAGGCAUCUCAGGCUGCGUUGUGUGAGCCUCCGGGCGCACGUAUAUGAAGAAGAAAAACAAAGUGAGAACAAUGAACCAUUCCCUGUAUUAAACGAGAUGCAUUACCACACAAAUUAAGCCAUCGAGA